Vicia villosa (hairy vetch) is the source of this 909-nucleotide messenger RNA. Its product is annotated as pentatricopeptide repeat-containing protein At5g66500, mitochondrial-like. The record is from RefSeq and is a predicted model, not a curated record. The transcript is spliced from 2 exons. Lineage: Eukaryota; Viridiplantae; Streptophyta; Magnoliopsida; Fabales; Fabaceae. Gene Ontology annotation, molecular function: protein binding; RNA binding. Gene Ontology annotation, biological process: RNA modification. The coding region runs from base 1 to 909 and encodes 302 amino acids. Gene Ontology annotation, cellular component: intracellular membrane-bounded organelle.
AUGGUGAACAAUCUGGAAGAGUAUCUUCCGAGGAACGCCUGUCUGAUGCCGAGCAGUCAUUUGAAGGCUUUGGAACUUGGUAGACAGGUUCAUGGGUUGGUGGUUUUGUUGGGGCGUGAUUUGGUUGUUUUGAGUACUGCUCUUAUUGAUUUUUAUUCUAGUGUUGGGUGUGUUGAUCAUGCUUUGAUUGUGUUUUAUAGUUUGAAUGGUUGGAAAGAUGAUAUGAUACAUAAUUCGUUGAUUUCUGGGUGUAUUAGAAAUGGGAGAUAUGGGGAGGCGUUUAAAGUUAUGAGCUUGAUGAAGCCUAAUGCUGUUGCAUUUACUAGUGUUUUGGUUAGUUGCUCUGAGAAAUUGGAUUUGGUUACAGGGAAACAGGUGCAUUGUGUUGCGGUUCGUCGGGGUUUUACUUUUGAUUCCCAAUUAUGUAAUGUACUGUUGGACAUGUAUGCAAAAUGUGGGGAGAUUUCACUUGCCAGGUCAGUGUUUGAUGGAAUUCGUCGAAAGGAUGUGAUUUCAUGGACUUGUAUGAUUGAUGCGUAUGGAAGAAAUGGGUGUGGAAAUGAAGCUAUUGAACUCUUUCAGAAUAUGAGGGAAGAUGGGAGUGAGGUGUUGCCGAAUUCUGUGACUUUUUUAUCUGUGUUAUCAGCUUGUAAUCAUUCCGGGUUGGUGGAGGAAGGAAAAAAAUGUUUCAAUAUGUUGAGGGAGAAAUAUGGCAUUGAUCCAGAACCGCAACACUAUGCAUGCUUCAUAGAUAUCUUAGGCCGGGAUGGUAAUAUAGAAGAAGUAUGGUCUGCUUAUCAAAAUAUGAUUGAGCGGGGUACUAGACCUACUGCAGGAGUAUGGAUAUCAUUGUUGAAUGCUUGCAGUAUUAGUCAAGAUUAUGAAAGAGGUGAACAGUUUUCGAUUUAG